AUGUCGGAAACUUAUACCGCACCACAAACUCCAACAGAAUAUUUCAGUGAUCCUGAAUCAUCAUUGUAUAAUACACCAGAGUCUAUGAGUGAUAUAUCUGAUAAUGAAGAAACCACUCAAAAAUUUGGAAAAAAUGAACAUAAUAAUAAUCAUUCUCGAAUUCCUCGUGCAUCACAAAUUCCAAAUAUUUAUCAUCCUAAUUUUGGUGCAAAAAAUGUGAAUCAAGAAAAUUCAACAAAAAAUUCAAUAUCUCAAAGGUCCUCUUUGAUUUUAAAAGAAAAACAAAAAGUUAAUCUGAACAAUAUGAUUCAAACUAGUACUACUACAUCAAUAAGAAGAAGACCAUCAAAAAAUGUUAUUGGACGAACUCCUUCAAAACGUAUUACAACGAUUAAACGCAGUGGUGCAAACAUUAGGAAAGGUACAGGACGACGAAGAAUAAUGGAGAAAUCAACAACUUCAAAUCCAAAAAUUAGCAACGAUCCAACUGACAUGGAGGCUGAUACGUUUUCAUUUUCUCAACCACUAAGAUUUCCUUGGAUACCUGGGUCUUCAAGCCCGCCAAGACUUAUUCAUGCAUCUUUGGUACCAUUGUCGCAACAUAAUAAACGUUUGCCUGUAAAGAAUGAUACUAGUCGAUCAACUAACUUUGGCAGGGCUACUCGCCUUAUUCUACAAACAUGUAAUCUGAGAAGGCCCAAUUCUAGUUUAAUGUCUCCAGAUUCUAUUAAUUUGUCGCUAAAUGAAACCAGAAAAAUUGGAAAACGUUCCUCUCAAAUAUUUCGACGUCAAUUGUUAGAACAAAGUAUAACAAUGUCAUUUGGAGGAAUACCACCAAAUCGAAAUUUAUCUCAAUCAAGACAACCAAUACGUCGAAGAACAAGGAAACGCAGAAAUGAUAACACUGAGACAGCGGAGACAGCUAAAACAUCUGUGAAAAUUAAAACAGCUAAUACAUCUGUGAACAAUGUAAAUAAUAAACCAAUAAAAAGAGGUAAUACAGUUGUAUCGAAAAGAAUUUUAAAUUCAGAAGAAUUGGGGGAAAAAGUUGAUGAAGAAUUAAAAAAGAUUAAUUUGUUUUCCCCACAACCUCCUCCUAGAAAUACAAAAAAUCCUGAAUUCCCUGAAUUAAAUCCAAUUCAUAAAGAAAUGAACAAUAAAUCUUUGUUUUCUCAAUUACCAGAAAAGAGAUCAAUCAAAUCUGCAAAUACGACAGAUAUGAAAGAUUAUAAAAAUUCAAUAGCAGCGGAAUCUUCAACAUCAUUACCAUAUCCAAGCCAUCUAUCAUCGUUAAAAUUUUCACCACCUAAUAAUAGACCAUCAAGAAUUCCCAAGUUCGCGACUGGACCACCAUCAAUAUUUUCAAUGACUCCAACAGUAUCAUCUCCAAUUGAAGAAUUUGAUAUACUUUCUGAUUUCGACAAACCAACAAUAACAGAUCAAAGGAUAAAUCAAGAAACAAGCCAAGAAAUAAACCAAGAGGAUAGUAAUACUCGAAGAAUAAUGUCACCUUUAAUUACCGAUUCACCCAUAAAUUCCUCACCUAUAUUUCUUCGAUCACCUACUUCUCCUUCCAAAACGCAAAGGCUAUUUAAUAUGUUUUGUAGACGCGAUAAUAGUACACCAUCAAUAUCAGUGGAACAAUCUUUGCCUGCUACUCCGAAAUCCAUGUACUUUGGAUUUUCACCACGUUCGCCACAAUCAUUAACGAGCACACCAUCACGAUCACCUAGUAAUACUCCAACACGAUCAUUAUCACCAGUUUCUCCUGGAAAAAUUUCACGUUCUGCUAGUCCAAUACCAAAUUCCGCUGGAAUAUCAUCAGCGAGUCAUCUAUUGAAACCAGGUUUUACACGACAUAAUUCAGAAUCUGUUAAAAAUCCUAUAGAAAUAGAUAAAUCUGAUAAAUCUGAAAAUAUUAGAAAGAUGCAAAAUUUUGAGAAUAUAAUUAAGCAAACAGAACUUGAGAACGAAAUUAAGAAUGAAAUGAAUAUUAAAAAGGCGAUGAAAACUGCCAUUAUAACGAGUACCACAGCGGUAACAUCACCAACUGUAAUACCUGUAUCACCUAUGACUAGUUCCGUAAUCAAGAAGGAAGAAUCUUGUAAUUAUGUGGAUGGGGGAGACGAUAAUUAUUCCUUGUAUCAUAGAAAAAAUUCAAUAAAUCAUCUUUCACCCGGACACAGAAAAGAAGAUGUGUUAUCAGGUACCGAAUCUGAUCAAUACAACUCAGUACAAAGAACAUUUGGGGAAGAUAAAGUUUUAAGAAUGACAUUAACUCCAUCAUAUCUAUGUCUAGAAAAUAAUUAA
Molecule: messenger RNA, 2310 nt
Organism: Diversispora eburnea
Lineage: Eukaryota; Fungi; Glomeromycota; Glomeromycetes; Diversisporales; Diversisporaceae
Source: the annotation of a GenBank genome assembly